AUGCUCAGAGAUGACAACUCUGGAGGCACAACAGAUAUAGCUCUGCCAUCAUCACCAUUAAAGGUCCCAAUUGAGAACGGUGUCAAGCAAGGAGAUACCAUCUCUUCGAAGCUCUUUACCACAUGUCUAGAAAUAGUCAUAAAAGACAUUGACUGCACAGGUAGCGAGAACAUCAGUGUUGAGCAAGAAACACUCCGCCUCCAUUUUCAGAUAACGUUGUACUUACCGUUGAAAACAGACCAGCUGGAGAUUAUGCUGACAAAAAUGGACACUCAAAGCUUAGCAGUAGAUCAUAAAAUGAGCCACAUACAAACAAACUAUAUGCUGUCGGAUAACGUAGCUCAAAGGCGAAUAGAGGUGGAAAGCAAUGAAAUCGAGAAGGUACGUCUACUUCGGCAACACAGUGAUUAUGCACUGAAAAAUUGA
Messenger RNA from Octopus bimaculoides (California two-spot octopus), 426 nucleotides. RefSeq lists its product as uncharacterized. Lineage: Eukaryota; Metazoa; Mollusca; Cephalopoda; Octopoda; Octopodidae. The record is from RefSeq and is a predicted model, not a curated record.